Zootermopsis nevadensis is the source of this 3567-nucleotide messenger RNA. RefSeq names its product dipeptidyl peptidase 9. The record is from RefSeq and is a predicted model, not a curated record. Gene Ontology annotation, molecular function: dipeptidyl-peptidase activity; serine-type peptidase activity. Gene Ontology annotation, biological process: proteolysis. NCBI's taxonomy places the organism in Eukaryota, Metazoa, Arthropoda, Insecta, Blattodea, Termopsidae.
UAAUGUUUUGAAGGCGGUGAAAACGCUGGUAGAUCGUCUUCUGUGCUUAUUUUCAACGUACACUGAUAGAGGGCAAUGAACAUGGGCCUGAACUGAAAGCAGAGCUGCUAUGCUGCCCUUUACCAAAAUAAAUCUUUGUUAGAAGGACUUCUAAAGCCUUGGCAGGCUGGAGUCGUGGAAAAUGGAAGACCAUGAGGAGCCUGAAAGGUGUCACAGUGUUGAAAAAGGCUCUUGGGCUGAGCUGAGGAAUGUGGUUUGUGAUUUACGUCGCCAGUUAUCAAGUUUAUCAGCAAUGGUGCCGGGUUCUGUGUCAUUUAGGACCUUACCUGAUGGAAGGACACGCAUCUAUUUCUUAAGCACUCCUGUAAAUGGAUGGGAAACAACAUUACUUUAUGCAGAUGUAAUGAAUAGUGACCAUCACACAGGAUCACAUCGUCUGCAGUGGCUUCCUGUAAUAGAAGCAAAUUUCCAGAGCCUUUCAAGUGUCACAAGUGGGUUCUCACGUGAAGAACAGAUGCUUUGGGAGCGCAAGAGGUUGGCGGCAUGGGGAAUCACUUCAUAUGAACUCCACCAAGAGUCAGGGAAACUAGUCUUUCCAGCGGCUAGCAGUCUGUUCCAGUGUCUCGAUACUGGAUAUAUGAAUGGACCCUUGUUUCCAGCUGAACUGCGCAUGAAUUCAUGUGGAGCAAAGCUUAACCCUCAGAUAUGCCCUUCCAACCCUGAUCUCAUAGCUUAUGUGUGUAAUAGUGAUAUUUGGGUAUCACAUGCACUAACAGGAAGCACGUUAAGGCUGACAUUCGCUCACAAAGGUGGCCGCAGUCUAGCAGACGACCCUCUAAGUGCUGGAAUCCCAUCUUAUGUGAUGCAGGAAGAAUUCAACAGAUAUCAAGGUUAUUGGUGGCAACCAAAAAGUAUUGAUGCUAUGUAUCGAAUUGUUUAUGAAGAAGUAGAUGAGAGUGAUGUUAAAAUAUUCUGUUUUCCAUCUUCAAAUGCAGAUCUUGGAGAACUAGAGGAAUUUAGGUUCCCGCGUGCUGGCACACCUAACUCUAAAUCUAAUCUGAAGAUGGUACAGUUUAGACUGAAUGAGAAUAUGCAAAUUAUGGACAUAGAUACAUUAGAACUGCAAUAUCCGCUUUCAGUCAUGUUUCCAUGGAUGGAGUACUUGGUUAGAGUAGGUUGGACACCAAAUGCAGAGCACAUUUGGGUGCAGCUUUUGGACCGAAGACAGCAGAGACUGGAGUUGGUACUUCUGUCUGUUGAUAAUUUUACAGAACCUCCACCCAACAUUUACAAUGUAGAGAACAACCUGAACCCACCCAUGCCUGCCGUCCAGGUUAUAUAUACGCAGCACACAGACAUUUGGAUCAAUGUGAAUGAUCUGUUGUACUUCUUCCCCACAAACGACAACAGUGAGAUGAGAUUUGUGUGGGCAAGCGAGGAGACUGGUUUCCGACAUCUUUACUUGAUCACGGCACAGGUGUCCGGACUGAGCAAUGGAGUGGAGGAGACGCUGGAGCGUAUGGAAAGUGUAUUUCUACAACCACGUGUUGGCCAGAAAGUGGCACUAACAUCAGGCGAGUGGGAAGUUCUGGAUCGUUCUGUAUGGGUUGAUCCAGAUCGUCAGUUGGUGUACUUUCUGGGGCUUAGAGAGUCUCCAUUGGAGAAGCAUUUGUAUGUGGUGUCCUUAAGGAGGCCAGGUGAAGUUAGACUGCUAACUCACCCUGGCUACUCAUAUACUGUGGACUUCAAUAAGGAGUGCACCAUGCUUGUGGCUGUGUACAGUAAUGUCCAGAAGUUGCCGACAUGUCAAGUAUUCCGAAUAUCGCAUACGGACUGGACUGUGGAGGGCAUAACACUCAUACCUGUUGGAUACUUAUUAGAACCAUCUGUUCCAGAAGGUGAAUUUUACUACCCAGAACUGUAUACUCAUCAGAUCUCAUCAGGGGAUAUCCUGUAUGCCAUGGUGUUCAAACCUCACUGCUUCCAGCCUGGAAACAAGUACCCAACUGUUCUCAACAUAUAUGGGGGCCCUGAAGUACAGUUGGUAUCCAAUACUUUCAAGGGAAUGCGCCAGUUAAGAAUGCAUAUGUUAGCUGCUCAGGGUUACUGUGUAGUGGCCAUUGAUUCACGAGGGUCACAACACCGGGGUCUGGAAUUUGAAAGCUAUUUACGAGGAAGAAUGGGCACAGUGGAACUUGCUGAUCAGAUAGAGGUACUGCAGUGGCUGGCAGAUAGCCUUGGUUUUAUAGACAUGAAUCGUGUUGCCAUUCAUGGCUGGUCCUAUGGUGGCUAUUUGAGUCUCAUGGCACUUGCUCAGCAUCCUGAGAUCUUCAAGAUUUCUAUAGCUGGGGCACCUGUAACAAAUUGGACACUGUAUGAUACAGGCUACACAGAGAGGUACAUGGAUCUCCCCGAGAACAAUGCACAUGGGUAUCGGACAGGAUCCAUACUCAAUUAUGUUAACCAGUUCCCAGAUGAUGAAAAUCGUCUCUUGAUAAUUCAUGGACUGAUUGAUGAGAAUGUUCACUUUUUCCAUACUAGCCAAUUUAUUGCUGCUAUGGUUAAAGCUGGAAAACCCUAUCAAUUGCAGGUGUACCCAAAUGAAAGACACAGCCUCCGCCACUUGGAUGCCAGCAAGCAUUAUGAAACAACACUUCUUUCCUUUCUCCAGAACCACUUAUAGUGCAAGAACAUUUGAGUGCACUGCCCCCUUUUUAAUACUGCAAUAUUGCAAUGGUAUUUUCUGCUGUGCAGCAAAUAUCCAGUCCUACAUCCCAUAUUGCAGUGUUGUGUAAUUAUAUUUAUGUUUCCUUUGUGAAGGAAAGUAUUACAGUUUUCUGGGUGGUUGUCACAGUAGCCAUCAAGUAAACUUUGUGAAUAAGUGCAAUCAUCAUUUUCAGAUAGACUUUUUUAAAACAAAUUUUUUCCUGUUUAUACUAUAACUUGUGUUGCAAUUAUUAUGAUAAUGACCUAUGACUGAACUGAUAGACCCAACUUCGAAGCUUAAUUAAAAUAAUUGAAAAUGUUGCCAUUUGUCUUGUCUUUCCAGUUUUAAAUUUGUAUAUUUCGCCACAUACAUAUGAUAUUGUUACUAACAUAGUAUGAAUGUUGAGGUUAGUGUUGUAAACAUUAGGAAAGCAAAAGAGGAUGAGUAUCUCUUUUUUAAUUUAAUAUUUGAUCAUGCAGUGUAAAGUCAUAAUAUUUGUGAUUUUAUGUAAAAAGAAUAAUUUUAUAUUGUGCUCAUCUAAUCAUUUUGUAACUUUAAGGGGAAAUAGCUCCAUUGUUCUAAUUUCCAUUUGUUACUGUACAGAAUGUUAAAACCAUUAAUUUACAAAUGUACUUGAAGUCCAACAUGUAAAAUGGAUGACAGAAAGAUGUGUUCUGACCGAAGUCCAAAAAACAAAGACUAGGGAAAUGAACACAAGAUAACCAUAAUUAAUUUGUUGAGUUAAUGUCUUCAGUGAAAUGAUUCUGCUGACUCACUUGGUUUGUGUACAUUUCCACGUCUUCUGCUUAUUUAUGUAGUUCAUUUUAAAUGUAUAGAUAUAAUGAGAUCCUUCUAGGUAA